Molecule: messenger RNA, 1335 nt
Organism: Cetraspora pellucida
Lineage: Eukaryota; Fungi; Glomeromycota; Glomeromycetes; Diversisporales; Gigasporaceae
Source: the annotation of a GenBank genome assembly
ACUAUUCGACUACCAUUUGGACGAGCGGUUGAACAGUAUCUUUACUCACUUCUUAUCUCUCAUAGCAUCCGAUACAAAGUUCAAAGCAAAAAGAGAGUAAAUGAUGCAGUAAAACAAGGGCUUAUAACAGUUGAAUGUGUAGAAGACCAAUGUAAAUCGACAAAUCGUCUCGAUGAUGUUUUGCAGCUUACUAAAAAUGGAAAACAUCGAGUUCAACAAAUACGUGCUAAUGAAGAAAGUGGUUGUCAGAGAUCUUGUGGUGGAAUUGGUAAAUGUGUAGAAACAUGUAAUCACUAUGCAAAUGAACAUAACAUUGAUACUGAUUUUCCAGUGCAUAUGAUUAUUAAAAGAAACCAUGUUCUACAAAAUAUUAUCCAAGAAAAAACUGUGCCGUCUCAAAUUAAUUUGAGUCGAGAAUUACUUGCAUCACAUAAUAGUGCAUCACAAAAUGAACUUGAACAUCUAUAUCAUCAACACUUUAUAUGUGAUGAGUUAAAGCUUCAUCAACUUAUUGAAAGAGAUAAUUUACGCACACGAAGACAAGUAGACACAAAUGCACCCGAAAAUAGUUUAGAGAGAUAUUAUCAACUUACCUUGAGUGAUGAUUUAUGGCUUCAACAAGCACGUGACUUUGGUUUCUUUUGCUUCAGUAUCGAUGGCAAGUAUGAUUUAAACAGUAACGGGGCUCUGAUUUUGUCUCUAGUUGUUGAAGAUAAUGCAAGAUAUGGAAUGCCAAUUGCAUUUAGAGUAUCAAACAAAGAAAAUAACUAUACUAUUAGACUUGCCAUAGAGGCAGUUCAACGAAAUGUUCCAUGCAAUAAUUUUGACUGUUUACAUGAGUAUCAUUAUGAAGAUCUAUCAAAUGGCAAAGGAUUUAUGAGAGUUCGGAAUUGUGCACCAAUAUGGCAACUAUUUGCAAUGAUCGAUAAACAUCGACCAACAAAGCGGGGACUACAACCUAUUUUACAUGGUUUAAUCUUAUGCUGGUUCUAUAUAAUGCAAACAUUCAGUGUACACCUUAAAGACCUGCGAAUUGAUAAUCGUUACUGGUACCCCAUCGCUAUUGCUUUUAAAAUAGUAGGUAGAAGUAGAAGUAAGGAGGAAGCUUUGGAGCUUGGUGAGGCUUAUAAAACUUUUAUUAAAUUUUUGCCACUUACUGAGAUCGCAAAAGAAUUUUUUGGUCGAAUGCCAUUACUAAAUGAUGUGCCAGGUGUUAGGCCAAUGACUACAAAUAAUCUUACUGAACGAAUGAAUAAGUCAAUUGAAGGUCAACGCAUAGGCACUCAGCCAAUUAACCAUUUUAUCGAGAGGCUAUAUGGCAUUACUUUAGUGUGA